Messenger RNA from Paramecium tetraurelia, 3093 nucleotides. RefSeq lists its product as uncharacterized. The record is from RefSeq and is a predicted model, not a curated record. NCBI's taxonomy places the organism in Eukaryota, Ciliophora, Oligohymenophorea, Peniculida, Parameciidae. The transcript has 4 exons. Gene Ontology annotation, biological process: positive regulation of transcription by RNA polymerase II. Gene Ontology annotation, cellular component: nucleus. Gene Ontology annotation, molecular function: ATP-dependent chromatin remodeler activity; histone binding; DNA binding.
AUGUAAUAAGAAGCAGAUUAUAAUUAAGAUGAAAAAUAAGUAUACCUGUUGAGGUAGCAAAUGAUUUGCUACAAGCAAGUUUAAAGAAAUAACCAGAUUGAAAAUGAAAAAUAAAUGUUCCCUUACCCUAAAGAGUAGUGGGAAGUAGAAAGGGAAAAGAUAUUCUAAAAUUCCAUUCGCUAUUUUCAUGAUAAAAUUGAUAAAAAUGAGGAACUGAAAUCCAUAUUCAGAGACCGCUAUCCAAAACUUAAAUUGGAUCUGAAUUAAGAUGAUACAACUAUAUUUAGUGAUCGAAUGUAAGGAUAUGUGGAGAAGAGGAAGUAGGACAUAGAGUAGGAGCUAAAGAAAACUCACUAAAAUGACCCUAAAUAUUUGACCUUAAAAAUUGAGUUGCUCUUUAUCAAUUCUAAGGAAUUUUAUCUCAAAAUGAAAGAGGCCAUUAUUAAUCCACUUCUACAAGAGGAAAACCAGACUGUUCUGCAAUCUAGAAUGUUAGAGAGGUUGUUACUUGAUAGAAAUUAUUUUAAAAGGGAUAAACCGUCAAGAAGGCCAGAAAAUAAACUAUCUGACAAAUUUGAAUUAAGCAUGAUAAAACAUGAACAAGCAAGAAGGAAGAAGAUCAAAUAAAAGGAAUUUAUGCAAGCAAUAUUUGCACAUCAAAUUGAAUUUAUGGAGUUCCAUAGAAAGAAAUAUAAACAUGCUAGAAAGCGUAGUGUUUAAUUUAAGGUUGUUUUGGAGUAGAAGGAUCAAAAACAAUAGCAGAUUGAUAAGUAAAUGAGAAUGAAGGACAUCAAAUAAGGUGAUAUGGUGACUUAUAUCUAAAAAUUGGAAAAACUUGAUGAAGCAAAAAAGGAAAGAGUUGUAUCUAUUUUAAGAUAAACAGAUCAAUUUUUAAAAGAUAUAGGAGCCAAGGUCAAGAUAUAGAAAGGGGAAGAGAAAAAUGAAGAGGAUGAAGUUGUAGAUAACAACAAUGCUAGUAAUAAUUUGGGUUAUGAACUCAAUUAAGCAAACAAAGUAUAUUACAAUAUUACUCAUCGUAUUAAAGAAGUUGUGACUAAAUAGCCUAUGUUAUUGGAAGGAGGAUAGUUGAAACAGUAUUAAGUUUAGGGAUUGGAUUGGCUAGUGAGUUUAUACAAUAAUAGUUUAAACGGCAUACUAGCAGAUGAAAUGGGUUUGGGUAAGACCAUUUAAACAAUCUCUUUGUUAUGUUAUUUGAUAGAGACCAAGAAAAACUUUGGUCCUUUCUUUAUCAUAGUCCCAUUGUCAACUUUAAGUAAUUGGGCUAAUGAGUUUGAAAAAUGGGCUCCCUCUAUUAAGAAAGUAAUCUAUAAAGGUUCACCUUAAGUUAGAAAGGAGAUAUCUAAGCAAAUGAGAACAACGAUAUGGAACAUUUGUCUUACCACAUACGAAUAUGUAUUAAAAGAUAGAUUAGCCUUGGCAAAAUAUGAAUGGAAGUACAUUAUAGUGGAUGAAGGACACAGGAUGAAAAAUUCCAGAAGCAAAUUUGCUAUGAUUUUAGGUUAGUAAUAUCAAAGUGAGAGGAGAUUGCUAUUAACAGGAACACCUUUAUAGAACAAUAUAGCAGAAUUAUGGGCUUUGUUGAAUUUCUUAUUACCAAAAGUGUUUUCAUCAUGCGAUGAUUUUGAGAAGUGGUUUUAGAUGCCUUUAAGUAAGAUGGGAGUUAAUGAGAAGGAUUGUUAAUUGGAUGAAGAAGAAUAAUUGUUGAUCAUCAACAGAUUACAUUAAGUACUUCGACCUUUUCUAUUGAGAAGAGUUAAAAAGGAUGUGGAGAAAGAGUUACCACGAAAGACAGAGUAUGUUAUUAAGAUAAAACUAUCAGCUUGGUAAAAGAAGAUUUAUGACUAAAUCAAUUAAAGAGGAGUAAUGACUUUUGAUUAAUAAUCUGGAAAAAGUGGAUCAUAAGCUUUACAAAAUUUAAUGAUGUAAUUGAGAAAAAUAUGCAAUCAUCCUUAUUUAUUCAUGUUGAAUCUGGAUAUGAACAGAAUUACAGAUGAAAUAUGGAGAUCAAGUGGCAAGUUUGAAUUAUUAGAUAGGAUAAUUCCUAAAUUAUUGUACUUUAAACAUAGAUUAUUGAUUUUCAGUUAAAUGACAUAAUUGAUGGAUAUAAUGGAGGCAUACUUUGAAUACAGAGGUUGGAGAUAUUUACGAUUGGAUGGAUCAACAAAAUCAGAGGAUAGGGAAACUAGAAUUAAGUUAUUCAAUUAAGAAAAUUCAAUAUAUAACAUCUUUCUUUUGAGUACCAGGGCAGGUGGAUUAGGAUUAAAUUUAUAAUCAGCUGACACUGUCGUAUUGUUUGAUAGUGAUUGGAAUCCAAUGAUGGAUCUAUAGGCCUAAGAUAGAGCAUAUAGAAUCGGAUAAAAAAACGAAGUUAGAGUCCUAAGAUUGAUAACUGCGACUUAAAUAGAGGGUAAUAUUCUAAGCAAGGCAGAACAUAAGAUGGGUUUGGAUGCAAUUAUUAUAUAGGCUGGUUUAUAUAAUCAGAGAUCUACAGAUUAGGAAAGAAGAGAAAGAUUGUAAGAUUUCUUUAGAUAGAAAAAUAAGGUUGAUCUUUUUGAGGCUGAAGAUAUACCAGAUGACACUUAAAUUAAUGAAUGGAUAGCAAGAAGCGAAGAGGAAUUUGAGACUUUUAAUGAAUUAGAUAGAUAACGAUAUGAGGAGGAGAAAUUAAUCUACAAGAACUUCAAUCAAAAUAGAGAUGAUCAAUAUUUUAACUAUAGAUUAAUUCAAGAUGAUGAAGUACCUGAAUGGAUUACUUCAAAAUAGAAUGAAGUAUAGGAAGUAAAGGAGUAUGGACGAGGGUAAAGAGAGAGAAAAAAGAAUGUUGUUUAUUUUGAUUCAGAAUCAGAUUUUUUGCAAGAUGGCAAAGAGUUGGAUGCAAAUGACUUGGAUUUGAAAAUUGACGAUCAAAUUGAUAUAGAAUAACAAUAAAAUGAUGUAUUUUAAGAAGAUGAAGAGAUCCCUAGAGAAGAUAAAAAAUUAAAAAAAUUGAGAUUUAUUGACAUUGCUGACAAUUAAGAGAUUGUAGAUGAACUUGCAGAACCAAUAAUUAAAAGUAAACGAAAACUUAAUUGA